Molecule: messenger RNA, 1513 nt
Organism: Hevea brasiliensis (rubber tree)
Lineage: Eukaryota; Viridiplantae; Streptophyta; Magnoliopsida; Malpighiales; Euphorbiaceae
Exons: 3
Coding region: 221-1246 (341 amino acids)
Cellular component (GO): cytosol
Molecular function (GO): protein-folding chaperone binding
Source: RefSeq, a predicted model, not a curated record
CCCCUUGUAACUUGGCGGGCACAGAAAUAAACAUUGCGGCUAUUUCUAGAAAUUUUCACAGGAUUCUCAAAUCCUCAAAAGGGGAAAACCAGACAAACGCCAUUAUAUUACACCACCACCAUCGUAAUCAAGAGCAGAACUUUUGAAACCCACCCUUGCCUGCCGGAGAACCGAAGCUUUUGUUUGUUUGAAGGGAAGGGAAGGGAAAGGAAAGUGGAGGAUGGGGGUGGAUUACUACAAGAUCUUACAAGUAGAUAGGAAUGCAAAAGAUGAUGACUUGAAGAAGGCUUAUAGGAAGCUUGCCAUGAAAUGGCAUCCUGAUAAGAAUCCCAAUAAUAAGAGAGAGGCUGAAGCUAAGUUUAAACAAAUCUCUGAGGCCUAUGAGGUUCUUAGUGAUCCCCAGAAAAGAGCAGUGUAUGACCAAUAUGGUGAAGAGGGUGUAAAAGGCUCAGUACCACCCCCUGAUGCUGGUGGAACUUCCUACUUCUCCACUGGAGAUAUUCCUACAUCAUUCCAAUUCAAUCCUCGGAGUGCUGAUGAUAUUUUUGCUGAGUUCUUCGGGUUUUCAAGACCAUUUGGUGGCAUGGGAGUUGGUGGUGGAGGCAUGAGAGGAACAAGGUUCUCGAGUGGAAUAUUUGGUGAUGAUAUCUUUGGGUCUUAUGGUGAUGGAGGAGGGGGGUCAAUGCAUCAAAAUGUUCCUAGAAAAGCUUCUGCAAUUGAGAAUAGGUUGCCUUGUAGUCUCGAGGAACUCUACAAGGGGACUACCAAAAAAAUGAAAAUUUCUCGAGAGAUUGUUGACAUGAGUGGCAAGACCAUGCAGGUGGAGGAAAUCCUAGCAAUUGACAUAAAGCCUGGCUGGAAGAAAGGUACAAAGAUCACCUUUCCAGAGAAAGGGAAUGAACAGCUAAAUGUCAUACCUGCUGAUCUUGUCUUCAUAGUCGAUGAGAAGCCCCACCCCGUGUUCACUCGUGAUGGAAAUGACUUAAUAGUCACACAAAAAAUCUCUUUAGCUGAAGCGCUGACAGGUUAUACUGUCCAUCUCACCACCUUAGAUGGAAGGAAUUUGUCCAUUCCAAUCAACAGUGUGAUUCAUCCAAAUUAUGAGGAAGUCAUCCCAAGGGAAGGAAUGCCAAUCCAAAAAGACCCGGCAAAGAGAGGAAAUCUGAGAAUCAAGUUCAACAUUAAGUUCCCAACAAGGCUAACAUCAGAGCAGAAAGCAGGAAUCAAAAAACUUCUGGGUUCCUGAGAUCAACUUUCAAAGAAAAGAGAGCAUGUUUUGUGAAUACAAUAUGUAGGAACUACGACCAUCAAAAUAGAAUGAGGUAUUAUGGAAUGUUUUUUCUUGAUACAAUUUGCUGCAAUUUAGAUUUUGAUAUUUUCUGCAGUUAAGUAUGUGUUUGUCGUUGGAUCAUAGUUUGUUCCAAAUGUAAACGUAGUAUACUCAAUAUCGAGUCAUAAUUUUCAAUAUAAGAUCUUUUAUCCCCCUGUUGAAUGUUGAUAAAAGCAUGUUUAA